Molecule: messenger RNA, 2373 nt
Organism: Danaus chrysippus (African queen)
Lineage: Eukaryota; Metazoa; Arthropoda; Insecta; Lepidoptera; Nymphalidae
Source: the annotation of a GenBank genome assembly
AUGAUGCAUCACCCGAACAUUCAUCAUCAGCCGAUGUCGGGACACCCACAGCACAUGCCGGCGCACCAGCCCAUGCCCGCCCACCAUCAAAUGCCGCACCAAAUGCACCGGGAGAACAGGCACGUAACUCUAACUAGGGUGCCUUUGGGUCCGUCACAGGCGGGCGGUAUGGGCGCCCACGCUCAGCUCGGCGGCAUGGGCGUGCAUCACGCCCACCAUGGGCGACCGCACACCAUCCGCGCCGUACACCAUCCGCCCACGCAACACCAUAAUGUACCAACGCCGACUCGUCUCCGUCGUCCGUACGGCGGCUACACUCCCGGAGUGGUUCCCUUCACACAGCCGCCGCCGAUGCCGCCUCCUACUACGCAACAAAACCACAAUGUUGUAUCGGGAGUCAACACCAAAACGCCAACACCGACAAUCGAAGCCAAAGAGAGUUUAGCGUCCCCCACCGGCACUGAAACUUCCGGCACUGGCACUGGCACUGGCAUUGGCACUGGCACUGACGCGGAUAUUGAUGACAAGGACAAGGCCUCGGUUGACGCGACCGACUCCGAAACACGCUCCACCGCCUCGGCUAACAGUAAAGAGAAGACACCUAUGUGCCUGGUCAAUGAACUGGCCAGGUACAAUAAGAUUAAGCAUCAGUAUCGCCUCACAUCAGAGACGGGACCCGCUCACAAGAAAGUAUUCACAGUAACACUACGGCUCGGUGACACUGAGGAAUACACUGCUGAGGGGUCUUCAAUAAAGCGCGCUCAGCACGCGGCGGCCAGCGCGGCUCUGACGGGAACCCGCUACCCGCCGCCCCCGCCGCGCGCUCCGCCCCCGCACACACACCACGCACACCAUCACAAACACGCCGGUACAGUGAUGCCGACGGUGGAGCUGAACGCCCUCGCCAUGAAGUUGUGUCAGCCGGCUGUAUACACUUCGGUGCCGGCGGUGCCGCGGCCGCGUCGCCUACCGUACAGACUGCCGGCCUUCGUGCCGCCCUACCCGCACCCGCACCCAGCUACACACGCACCCAUAGCACCUAGACUCAUGGAACCCAGUUCAUUAUUAUAUAGGGUGCGUGUAACAGUGGGCGGUCGUUCGUGGGUGGGCGAGGGGGCGACGCCCCAGGGCGCCAGACACGACGCCGCGGCCCGGGCGCUCCACGACCUGAGAACAGUCGCUGAACAUCAGGACAAUGACAGCGGUGACGCCGGAUCAGAUAAUAUGUUGAACUCAGACGUUAAAUCUCCUGUGUCGUUAGUACACGAGCUGGCUCUCAAAAGAGAUCUGUCGGUUCAGUUCACUGUCAAGUCAGAGAGGGGACCGCCGCAUAUGAGGGUGUUCGUGACGCUGUGCACUGUCGGCGAGAUGGAAACCGAGGGGGAGGGGAACGGGAAGAAGAUCUCCAAGAGACGAGCGGCAGAGAGGAUGCUGGAAGAGAUGAGGAGGCGCUGGCCGCCCGCGCUGCUGAGGAGCCGCCCGCCCGCCGACAGGAGGAGGCACCCGCCCGCCAAGAAGAAGCCCAGGAACCUUAUUAAGGAGGGCGGUGAGGAGGGAGGUUCAAAGUCAACCAACGGCACUCCAGCGUCCUCUGGCGGGACAGACAACCCUAUAUCCCGUCUGGCGGUUGCGAGGAACGCGGCCCGGGCUCGCUCCCCGCAGUACAAAGUGUUAGAGGAACGAGGAGUGGCGCGGAGGAGGGAGUUUGUGGUGCAGUGUGACGCGCCGCCACACUCCGCCACAGGCCUAGGACCUAAUAAGAAAACAGCCAAGAGACGAGCUGCACACAACGUACUUCUAGCGAUGGAGCUGAGCGCGAGCGGAGAUAUGAAUAACAGUAUACAGGGCAACGCAGCAGACGAGAACAAGGGUGGUGUGGACGGGAAACGGAAGGAGGAUAUGAAUGGCGGCGCUAAUAGUGAGGUGAGGCAACCAGUGCCCGGCGUUAUACUGAUGGACUACCACACGAGGUCGGGACAACCACCGCAACCUAACGGUGUGAGUGAGUCGAGCGCGACUGCCAACGGCGUCCCAGUGUGUCCGGAGUCCGUGUCUGCGGGGGGAAUCCCCGGAACUAACACGCCCGGCGCUAAGGACCAGCUCAUGUACUUGGCGGAACUAUUGGGAUUCACCGUACAGUUCUCAGACUUCCCUAAGCGUAACCACGGCGAGUACCUGUCCCUGGUGUCGCUGUCCACGGAGCCCCCGGUCAUGUGUCACGGGGGCGGAGCCUCCACCGCACACUCACACGAGCAGUGCGCCCGCGCCGCGCUACGGGCGCUGGCGUUGAUGGGGCUAGACGCGCCCACCACCGGGUUGCAGAGCAUGUCUGCCGCCAAGCCAGGUCCCAUCAGUAACGGCAUCGUUGAGUGA